Molecule: messenger RNA, 597 nt
Organism: Tetrapisispora phaffii CBS 4417
Lineage: Eukaryota; Fungi; Ascomycota; Saccharomycetes; Saccharomycetales; Saccharomycetaceae
Gene: IES5
Product: Ies5p
Exons: 1
Coding region: 1-597 (198 amino acids)
Cellular component (GO): Ino80 complex
Source: RefSeq, a predicted model, not a curated record
AUGAAUUCGGAGAAACAGUAUCAGAAGUUGGUCUCAAGGCAUGACGAAUUGAUCAAACAAGAUCUUACUCUAAGAAAAGAAUAUACUACUCUAUUACGGAAAUGUCAAUCGCUUUUCUAUUAUUUGAAUAAUGACAAAUUAUACAAUACAAGAAUUAUCGAUAAAGUUAAUCGUUCAAUAGGUUUCACUAUGCCUUCAUCGAGGUAUAGAAAAAAUAGAUCACAGCAGAAAAAGACAUCAGAUAAAUUAAGUAAAGAUGAAAAUGACGAAAAUGAUUCAAUGGCGAUUACAAAGGAUGAAAUAUCCUCUAAGGUUAGUGAACUUAAUCCACUAGAAUAUUUGAAUGCAAUUACAAAUAAAGGUGUUGUUGAUCGUAAUAAAAUGAUCACAAAUAAAAUUUUGAAAAGAAAAAUAACGGAUGGAUCAAUUAAAAAAUUACCUGAUUUAAAAUGGUAUAAUGAUCAACUUGAAUUGGUAUUUGAACAACUUGAUGAUAAUACAGAAGAAUUCGAAUUACCAGAAGAGAUUCAAAACUCCUAUGAACUGUAUAAAACUACGCCGCUUCUAUAUAACGACAUAAAGGAUGAUAUAAAAUAA